Molecule: messenger RNA, 960 nt
Organism: Papilio polytes (common Mormon)
Lineage: Eukaryota; Metazoa; Arthropoda; Insecta; Lepidoptera; Papilionidae
Exons: 6
Coding region: 49-924 (291 amino acids)
Source: RefSeq, a predicted model, not a curated record
UCAGAACACACGGUUCCCAACUGGCGCACGAACGGGUAGUGUGCUACAAUGUAUCAUAAUUUAAUUGCAGUUUUCCUGAUGUAUUUGCUAAACAAUUUAUAUGAGUCGAGCGCGCGACAGCUGGAACUGCAAAUAACAGGCCAAAAAGGACAAUUAUAUAACAACAAAACAUUGAACGAGCAGAGCGUCGAGCUGACAUGCCGCCUCCUCAACAACCAGACCAAGUUCGAUAUGUUUUGGAUGAUAGAUGGGCUAAAGAAGCGUGUUUCGAGAGCAGAGCCGUUGACAGUGAAUCUCGUUGGGCGCAAUAUGACGGUGCAGUGCAAUGCCCGAGAACUGCCCGCUGGCGACGGCACCACCAACCUCACGUCGUAUGUCACAUUGGUUAGAGACACGCAGACCCCGACGACGCCGACCCCGGCUUCCAACGUGGCUAAGGGCGUGCCAGAGUCAGCCGCCGACGGGGGCAAGCACGCAGUCCCGACCUGGCACAUGGUGUUGUAUGUGAGCGCAGCCGCGCUACUGGUCGGGGUGGUUGUCGUGCUUCUUCUUGCCAAACGCCUUUGUAAACGGAGUUCGAACAAGCGACUCUUACAGUUUCAGCUGAGCAGGGGAGAGACGGAGGCGACCGUGUAUGUCACGCCAAAAGACCACGUGUGCGGCGACUCUCCACCGCUCGCAGAUUACAUCGAGCCUUUCCAACAGACAGAGGUCGACCUGAUGUAUUCUACGCCCGUUCCUAAACGUGAUAGAACAAUAUUGAAAAAAGAAAUGGAACGCGAUUAUAAUGGAUCAUAUGAAUACGUGACCCUCGACAAGCACACGCCGCACACGCCGCACACGCCGCACACGCCGCACACGCCGCACACGCCGCACGCGCAUCACACGGCCAAUAGCGGCUAUGCUCGCUAUGUCAACGGAUAAAUCAUGUUUAAUAUAAUGAACACUUUUUUUUUUAAU